Messenger RNA from Didymodactylos carnosus, 1015 nucleotides. The record is from the annotation of a GenBank genome assembly. Lineage: Eukaryota; Metazoa; Rotifera; Eurotatoria; Philodinida; Philodinidae.
UUUAUUUCGUGAUCCCUGAUGAUACUAGUAUAUAGUCCGACUAAAGAAAAAAAUUUCCAAGCAAGUUUAUUUUGUUGACUUUUUUUAGUCAAACCGUACAAUACCAGCGCAAUCAGCUCAUAUACAACAAUUAAUGACACGUCUGCAAUUCUUUAGAAGAAACACGACAUUUCAUUGUUUUCUUCACAUCCACUCCUUGAUAGCACGUUCUUACAAUAAUCGUACUCAAAAAUGGUUUAAAAAUGCAAGUAGUGGUGUAACAAUUGCUGGCGGUAUGAACGGUGCACCUGGUUCAACAUCAGAUAAAUUAUACAACUCAAAUAAUGUUUAUGUUGAUAAGGAUCAAAAUUUGUACAUAUCUGAUAGUCGUAAUCAUCAUCAUCGGUCGGCUGUGAACAAUCGAGUAGGAUCAGAUGUACGCGGUAGUGCAUUAAAUCAAAUCAAAACACUAGGAUUGAUUUGGUUAGAUUCUGAACAUCAUUAUAUAUAUGCAGCAGAUAUUGGUAAUCAGCGCAUUAUGCAAUAUUUGGUUAAAUCAAAUAUCGGUGAUAGUGGUCGAGUUGUAGCUGGUGGAAAUGGUCAGGGUAAUAGAAAGAACCAGUUAAGUGAUCCAUACGGUGUGUAUUAUGAUUCUCGAUCGCAUACAAUGUAUAAAUCAAAUACUAAUUUUAGACAUACAGUUGUAAAAUGGAAGUUAGAUGAUUCAAGUAGCACACUGAUUAUUGGCACACCUGGUACAGCAGGAUUAACAUCAAAUCAAUUAGAUUAUCCUGGUGGCGUUAUUGUUGAUGAUUAUGGUAAUGUUUAUGUUGCUGAUCAAUUAAAUCGUCGAAUACAAAUGGUCUGUCAUGGGUCAAAUGGUAAUGGAAUAACGAUAGCUGGUAUCAGUGGUAGAGCAGGAAGUGAUAACGAUCAAUUAAAUAAUCUAAAUGGGCUUGUAUUUGAUUCAGAAAUGAAUUUAUAUGUGGCUGAUUUACAUAAUAAUCGGAUACAAAAAUUUAUGAGAUUAAAGUAA